Messenger RNA from Closterium sp. Naga37s-1, 390 nucleotides. The record is from the annotation of a GenBank genome assembly. Lineage: Eukaryota; Viridiplantae; Streptophyta; Zygnematophyceae; Desmidiales; Closteriaceae.
AUGAUGCUAAUCACACUGCCAUGUAUAGAGCCUGCUGCUCUAGGUGCUGGUGUGGCUGCUGCUCUAGGUGCUCGUGCGUCUCCUGCUCUAGGUGCUGGUGAGGCUGCUGCUCCAGGUGCUGGUGAGUCUGCUCUCUCUGGUACUGCGCCUGCUGAGGCCUUGUACACCUUCACACUUGACUUAGGUGCUUCCCGCUCCUUCUUUCGCGACAGCACCACCCUCACGCCGCUCAGUCGGCCGGUUGCGGUCUCCCUGGCAGACCCCUCUGGGGAUCCAGUCCUUGCGCACUCCUCCACGGUCCUGCCGUGUCCGACGGUCCCGUCUGGCUCCCUGUCAGGUCUUCACCUCCCCUCGUUUUCUACGAACUUGGUGAGUGGUGCUGACCUCUAG